AUGGAUGCCAACGAUGUUUAUAAAUCAAUGUCUCUUCGCGUCAGCGAUUUCAGUUCAUUACCAAAGCGAAUGCUAGCACCAAUUGAAGGCUACGAGAACGCGCCACUUGUAUCAAUUGAAGACGCAGUUAAGCCACUAGUUAAAAUCGUACCAAAAGUCGAACGUAAUGUACACAUUAUCAAACAGAACUGUAAAAACCCAGCAGAUGGUUUAACAACUGAUGAAUCUGCUUCAAUUAUGCUCUAUACACUUCAUAUAAUACAAGUUAAAGAAACAGAUCCAACAUAUCUAUUACUUGAACCAGUUCCUGUAUCUCCAAAGAAAUCUUCAGUGAUCUUCGAUGUCAUUUGGCUUGAUGCUAAUGUGGAUGAUAAGGCAAUUCGAAUUACAGAACAAAAAUUGGCUUCUAAUAUUAAUCGUUUCAAGAAGUUUCAAGAUGGAGCCAAAUGUCAGAAAUAUAUUGAAGGACGAUCAGAAAAAGAUCGGCUAGUAAUGAUUGUUAGCGGCCAAUUGGGAAGAGAAAUAGUGCCUUCUGUUCACAACCUUCAACAAGUGAUGUCAAUAUAUGUAUAUUGUAUGAAUAAAGAAAUUAAUGAAAAAUGGGCUAGCAAAUAUACAAAAGUGAAAGCUGUUGUUGUUCAACUUGAUGAACUUAUUUCUCGAAUUAUGACUGAUCAUAACAUUAAGAAAACGAUAGAAGGACCAUUAUCAACCAAUAGUGUUACUGCACGUGCUGAAGCAGGAAAGCUUGACAAUGUCGUUGAUGAUGAAGCAUUAAAAUUAGCCAAGCAUGAAAUAAUACGCGCUCUUGAUUUGGAAGAACAUGAAACAAAAGAUGAAAUUAUUAAUGAUUUGUUAGAAAAUGGUCUCCGAUCAUUGUCCAAGUACGAAGAAGAGCUUCUACCAUAUAUCUAUGCAGCAGCACUAAAUGAAAAGGAUGGCAAAUUGAGGAAAUCUCUGAAAAAAUAUAUAGAACUACAAUGGAAAAUAAAAUAUGGUCUUUCCAAUCAAUGGUUUAUGAAAUUUUUAGAAGAUCAUAAAGAUACUGUCAAUUAUAACUCUGUUUUGAAUCGUACAGCUAUAUAUGGGAAUAAGUGGGAGAAUAAGUGGCUGAAAGAUUUUCCAAUAUUAUCGAUUGUUUUGCAACUUCUAUUUGAAGGUAUUGAUGACAAAUUUUUCGAUGAAACAAAUGCAUUCAAUGAUUUAUGGCAUACAAUAACCGAUGGUGGUUUAAAAUCUAUAGAAAAAUUUUCUAACUAUAUGAAUGAAAGUACAAUGCUUAAGCUAAUAAAUAAAAAGCAACCGGUAUUAUUUCAAGCUUUACGUGAAUACUAUCGUCCAAAAUUAUUUAAAUUAUUGGAGAAAAGUCAAAUCCCAGAUAAAGACAAUUUCUAUGAAGUAGCAUUAGAUAGCGUUGCUGAAUACGCAAAUGCAUACAAAAUGCAAGGUAAACUUGAUUUGAUUGAAUAUCUUGGUUCUUUUUAUCCCUUUGAUACGAAAAUACUAUUACAGUAG
This is a messenger RNA of Rotaria sordida, 1515 nucleotides long. The record is from the annotation of a GenBank genome assembly. NCBI's taxonomy places the organism in Eukaryota, Metazoa, Rotifera, Eurotatoria, Philodinida, Philodinidae.